AUGUGCCCAAUCAAGAAGGAGACGAGCGCCGAGUCCGGCUCGCCGUGCAGCUCGCCCUCGGCCUCCUCCACCUCGCUGGAGCACCACCAGACAGUGUGGACGUCGCCGCCGAAGCGCCCCGCGGGGCGCACCAAGUUCCGGGAGACGCGGCACCCGGUGUUCCGCGGCGUCCGGCGCCGGGGCAACGCCGGGCGGUGGGUCUGCGAGGUGCGCGUGCCGGGGCGGCGCGGCUGCAGGCUCUGGCUCGGCACCUUCGACACCGCGGACGCCGCGGCCCGCGCGCACGACGCCGCCAUGCUCGCCAUCGCCGGCGGCGCGUGCUGCCUCAACUUCGCAGACUCGGCGUGGCUGCUCGCCGUGCCGGCCUCGGCCUCGUCGUACGCCAGCCUCGCCGACGUCCGCCGCGCCGUGGCGGAGGCCGUGGAGAGCUUCCUGCGACGCGAAGGGGCGGCCGCGGUGGUGGACGACGCGCGCUCGGCCGCGUCCUCGACGUCGUCAUCCCCGGCCAGCGAUGACGAUGAAGCCGAGGAGUCGUCUUCGGCUACCGAGGAUUCGCCGGCGUUCGAACUGGACGUGUUCAAUGACAUGAGCUGGGACUUGUACUAUGCGAGCUUGGCGCAGGCGAUACUCAUGGAGCCACCGCCCACAGUCACCACCGCGUUCUGCGACGACGGCGUCGCCGAAGUGCCACUCUGGAGCUACUAG
This is a messenger RNA of Miscanthus lutarioriparius, 705 nucleotides long. NCBI's taxonomy places the organism in Eukaryota, Viridiplantae, Streptophyta, Magnoliopsida, Poales, Poaceae. The record is from the annotation of a GenBank genome assembly.